This is a messenger RNA of Emys orbicularis (European pond turtle), 5140 nucleotides long. RefSeq names its product KIAA0319 like. Gene Ontology annotation, molecular function: protein binding. Lineage: Eukaryota; Metazoa; Chordata; Testudines; Emydidae. Bases 1 to 3447 code for a protein of 1148 amino acids. Gene Ontology annotation, biological process: neuron migration. The record is from RefSeq and is a predicted model, not a curated record. Gene Ontology annotation, cellular component: membrane; Golgi apparatus; cytoplasmic vesicle. The transcript has 21 exons.
AUGGAUUAUCAUGAUGCUAUUGGGGAUUUUGCUUUUCAUGCUUCAAAGAUAGUCCUGGUUCUGCCCACGAAGGCCAUGGAGAAGAGGUUGGAAGCCAAGUUCAGCGUUAGCUUCUGGAUUUUAUCAGGACGUUGCCUGGGAAGUUUUCACCUGUUCUACAUGUGUGCCUGCCUCUGUGCCCUCUCUUCAUCUACAGAUGCAAACUGGAAUAGAGCCGUGUGCCAGCCAGAAAAGAUCCUGUUUGGUGGCUAUUUGAGAUCAUGGAGAAAUCACCAGCUACAGCUUGUGGAGGGAUUUCACACUGCCCAGUCAUGUCAGGCUGCUUGCUGCCAGAGCCCCAGCUGUGAUGCCUUUUGGCUGUUGGAAAAGAUGUGUCUCCAGGUGAACUGCAUGAUUCCCCAUCAGUGUCAGGCAAGCAGGACUGACUCCUCAGAUUCCAUUUUGGCGUUUCUAAAGAAAUCGAAAACUACAGAGCACUCCUUAAGCUCUCAACGUGAAGGCGAGGUGGAGACUCUGCUUCACAAGUUGUUGGAUUGGUGCACGCCAGUCCAAGCCAAAAAGAGAUUGCGAAGGUCCUUCCGGGAGCUGUUGACACAAAAACAGCACUUGGCACAUGUCCGGAGGGGCUUGCUGAAAAGGGAUAUAACAGAUCUCCCCACCAGGGGGAAUGUUGAAAAUCUGCCAGCCAGUACCUUGGACAGCGUAUCUAAGAGCAGCUUGAGUAAUAUUGGUCUAAAGGAUAACCCGGAACCUAGGCCUUCAUUGAGGGAUGUUCCCAGUGACCAUGCAACUCGAGAGAAAACUUCACUGCAAAAUGGAACGGACUCAAGAGAACAGAAAAACAAAAGCCCUGCCUCUCCUGAGAGCCAUAGUGUGAGUGGACUGAGUGAUCCAGCUGGUAGUGGCUCUCUAGGGGCUCAUGCAGGAACAUCCACGUCAGAACGCCCGGUGCUGGUUACGUUCUCCAGCCCCAUAGCACUGGGUUUGACUGCCACUGGCAAAGCUGAGAAACUCAAGCAGUCAAACAACACUUCCGUCCAGCCUCUUUCUUUAGAGGAGAUUCUCCCUACGAUCAGUGCUCUGCUGGGGAAAAACACGAUGAAGAUGCAGACCGUUACCGCUGUGCCCACCGGUGUUCCCACCAAUGACAGCGUUACCACAGUCCAGGCUAUCCCUGCCACAUCAUCAAGCACCCCUACACCAGUGCAAGUUAUGAAGGAGCUGGUAGUUUCCGCAGGAAACAAUGUCCAAGUGACCCUGCCAAAAAAUGAAGUUCAGUUAAAUGCAUUUGUCCUACCUGAACCACCAACGGGAACCAGCUACACCUAUGACUGGGGGCUGAUUACUCACCCAAAAGACUACAGUGGAGAGAUGGAAGGCAAACACUCCCAGACCCUCAAGUUAUCUAAGCUCACCGUUGGUCUGUAUGAAUUCAAAGUGAUAGUUGAUGGGGGAAAAGCACAUGGGGAAGGUUACGUGAAUGUGACAGUUAACCCAAAGCCUCGUGUGAAUCAGCCUCCUGUGGCUAUUGUGUCACCACAAUCCCAAGAGAUUUCACUGCCGACCACCUCUACUGUCAUCGAUGGCAGCCAAAGCACUGAUGAUUAUAAAAUUGUCAGUUUCCAUUGGGAAGAAUUGAAGGGGCCACUGCGGGACGAGAAGGUAUCGACUGACACUGCCAUAUUGAAACUGACCAACUUAGUACCUGGGAAUUACACAUUCAGCCUAACAGUUGUGGAUUCAGAUGGUGCCAGCAACUCUACCACUGCCAGCUUGACUGUGAAUAAAGAAGUGGAUUAUCCUCCAGUGGCAAACGCAGGCCCAAACCAAGUGAUCACGCUUCCCCAAAACUCUAUCACCUUGUACGGGAACCAGAGCACUGAUGAUCAUAGCAUUGUCAGCUACGAAUGGUUACUCAGCCCCAGUAGCAAAGGAAAGGUGAUGGAGAUGCAGGGUGUGAGGACACCAAUAUUACAGCUCUCUGCAAUGCAAGAAGGUGAUUACACCUACCAGCUAACGGUGACUGAUUCUGCAGGCCACCAGUCCACCGCUGAGGUCACCGUGAUAGUGCAGCCUGAGAAUAAUAAGCCCCCCAAAGCAGAUGCUGGCCCAGAUAAAGAACUCACCCUCCCUGUGGACAGCACCACUCUAGAUGGCAGCAAGAGUUCAGACGACCAGAAAAUAGUCUCCUUCCUCUGGGAAAAAACACGGGGCCCGGAUGGUGUAAAACUGGAGAAUUCCAACAGCAGCAUUGCUACUGUAACUGGGCUUCAGGUUGGAACAUACGAAUUCACACUGACUGUCAAAGAUGAAAGGAGCUUGCAAAGCCAGAGCUCAGUUAAUGUCAUUGUCAAAGAAGAGAUGAACAAGCCACCAGUGGCAAAGAUUGCUGGGAAUGUUGUCGUCACCCUCCCUACAAACACAGCAGCCUUGGAUGGGUCCAAAUCCUGGGAUGAUAAGGGAAUUGUCAGCUACCUGUGGACCCGGGACGAGGGGAGUCCUGCAGCUGGGGAGGUGUUAAAUAAUUCAGACCACCACCCUGUGCUUUUCCUCUCCAACCUGGUGGAGGGGACAUACACGCUCCAUCUGAAAGUGACGGAUGCCAAAGGAGAGAGUGAUGCAGAUAGGACCACUGUGGAAGUCAAAGCUGAUCCAAGGAAAAACAAUCUUGUGGAGAUGAUACUGGAUGUUAAUGUCAGCCAGCUGACGGAAAGGCAGAAGGGUAUGUUAAUCCGUCAGAUAGGCGUUCUGCUGGGCGUCCUGGACUCGGACAUUACCGUACAAAAGAUCCAGCCGUACACAGAGCAGAGCACAAAGAUGGUGUUCUUUGUGCAGACCCAACCACCGCAUCAGAUCUUCAAAGGCCACGAUGUAGCAUGGACACUCAAAAGUGAACUCCGGAAACAGCAGUCGGACUUCCUCAUCUUCCGAGCACUAGAAAUUAAUACAGUCACAUGCCAGUUGAAUUGCUCCGAGCAUGGGCGCUGCGACUCCUUCACCAAGCGCUGCAUCUGUGACCCGUUCUGGAUGGAGAACUUCAUCAAAGUGCAGAUGGGGGAGGGCGAGAGUAACUGUGAAUGGAGUGUGCUGUAUGUGAUCAUUGCGUCCUUUGUCAUUGUGGUCGCCUUUGGAAUCUUAUCCUGGACUGUGGUCUGCUGUUGUAAAAGGCGGAAAGGAAAACCCAAAAGGAAAAGCAAAUACAAGAUUUUGGAUGCCACAGAUCAGGAGAGUCUGGAGUUAAAACCAAACCUCAAAGCAGGCAGCAGACAGAAAGCUCAGGUCCUCAACACCAGCCUGAUGCACUCCGAAUCUGAACUGGACAGCGACGAAGCCAUCUUCACAUGGCCGGACCGAGAGAAAGGGAAACUACUCCGGAGUCAGAAUGGCUCCCUGCGCAAUGGACAGGUGCUGCCCAAACCGAAGAACCAGAGGGAAGAGAUCUUAUAGCCAAGCCCUAAGUCACCUUUAGCUAGGGGACCGAGCGAAAAGGGGGGCAACUCCAUUCCCCUGUCCCAGGGGGGCCCUUGAAGACCAGCUGGAUCGUGAUAGGUCAAAGCUGCUAACUUAUUUCAUGGAAACUACCUUUGUUUUUGUGGUUCGACUAGAACUGGUUGUACUUGAAUCCUGACUUCAAGGGAAAUCAAAGGGAGGAAAAGGAACUGUGAAAUACAGACUACCUGGCAUCUCGAAUGCAACAGGACAGAACCACUUACCACAGCUGUGAAAGCACAGACCCACCCACCUCCUACUGCAAUGGAGGCAAAAUUCCCAUGGACCUUCAGUCUUCUCCCCACUGGAGGUUUCUUCUCUCUGAAAGAGGGUCAGGGAGAGCCGUGCUUUGGGCUCCCAUCAAACCACCACAGCCUCCAAUAGUGAUGGCACACUGACUGACUGACCUUUUUAAAAAAGAAAAACAAACCUAGCUCACAUGCUACUUCAGCUGCAGAAAAAGCUUUUCCCCCCUCUCUACCCCACCCCCCUCCACUGAUUAAGCACCAUUUUCUAAAAAAUUAACCUUGUCCUUUCACACCAGCUAACCGCGUGGAGUGGGGGACAUUCAAAAUACUGCGCUCACCCAGAAUGGGCUGCUUCAGUUCACAGCUAUGAGGGGGUUGUAAUUGUUUUAAAUUGUUAGUCUUGUCACUGGGAAUGAAGAUAAAAUGGCACCUAAUCAGAUGCCGAAAACUUAGCUGGAGUGAACAGCCCAGCUCCAGAGUCUGUGCUAGCCAGCUGAACGGGGCACCCCAUCCCUGCAGCCAGCCCUUCCGGGUUCGUACCAGACCCAGGGGAUCGUUUGCUAAUGGGAAGGAGAGUGCCUGCCUUUCUGGUAUCUGUGACUAAUAGCUUAAUUCCAAAGCCCUGAGAUGUUUAUUCAGCUCCACUGCACACUGUGUAGAUUCUGAAACGCUUCUACGUGUGCUCAGUAACACUGUAGAAUAUCAGUACUGCCCUCCCUACUGUAAGAUGCCAUGACGCUGUCCUUUCUUCUAACACUUACACACGUCCAAGACAAACAUGGGUGGAUACCUUCACUCCCUGAUGGCUGGACGUCCCCCUCCAGCUGGCACCUCGGUAGCCUUUUGUUGUGCUGUCAUUGAGUAGCCCUGCGUAUGCUCCUAGCAUUGAAUUGUUUUGACUGACGGCUGACAUGCACACUUCAAAUUUAUUAACUGACUGAAACAGGGACCAUUCAAAUCCUCUUUGCCCGAAUACCUGCAGGUGGCUCCCAGAGGCACGUCCCGGUAUGGAGUGUGUCCUCGGUGGGCAGCGUGGUUCUGGACUACAGGCCCCUUUCAGUCAAUGACAACGUGGAGUUGAGUGAUUGUGUGUGACGCUCCCUCCCCAUUGCCAUGUCUGUCUCAACAUGCUGCUUUCUUGAGCCAAACCUCCAUCCUUGGCAAGCGUUUGCCCUUUUCAUUGGGGUGUCAGAUGCCUCUGCCCCUCUAGGAUGAGUACUUAGUUCAUGGCCUUUCUUUGUGUUUAAUUAAACUGGUAACUUGUUUCAUUGGCUUCCUUUUUUGGAUACUGAAAGACAAAAGGCUUUAAACUCCUAAGUUGUAUUUAUAUUGCUGCACUACUGACUUGUGUUGAACCAGAUGAAGAUUAAAGACACUAUUUAAUUUGAGGGAGUGUUCCCCAU